AUGAAUGCUCAACAGAAGAGAAGAAAUGUUGAUGAAAAUGGAGAUGCAGGAGUAGACUUUGGCCUUGUUUCAUCCAUCAGCAAUGGAGAAGACUUGGCUCCAAUUGUUCGGCAUGCUUUCGAAAUCGGAAAGCCGGAAAGUCUUGUUCAUCAACUCAAGAAUGUUGUCAUCAAAAAAGAAGCUGAGAUUGAAGAUCUCUGCAAACUUCACUAUCAAGAUUUUAUCCAUGCAGUGGAUGAGCUUCGAGGAGUUUUAGUUGAUGCCGAUGAUCUAAAAGGCAAGCUUUCCGGCGAGAAUCACCGUAUUCAAGACGUCGCAAACUCUCUCCUUCUGAAGCUUGAUGGUCUUCUUCAGAUGUAUUCAAUCAAGAAGAAUGUUACAAUGGCAAUUAGGACAUUGAAGUUGUGCAUUCAAGUGUUGAGUUUAUGCCAAACUUGCAACAACCACAUCUCAACUGGCCAUUUUUAUCCUGCAUUGAAGAGUUUGAACUUGCUUCAAAGGGAUUACAUUCAUAACAUUCCUGUUAAGAACCUCAAGAGGGUCAUUGAGCAAAGCAUUCCUCAAGUGAAACUUCAUAUUGAGAAAAAAGUUUGCAGUGAGUUCAAUGACUGGCUUGUUCACAUUAGAUCCACUGCUAAAGAAAUCGGUCAGCUUGCUAUUGCGCAUGCCACUUCUUCUCGGCAGAGAGAUGAAGAAAUGCGGGCUCGACAAAGAGAAGCUGAAGAGCAAAGCCGGUUAGGCGUGAGCCAUUGUUCGUACUCGUUGCAUCUCGAUCAAAUCGAUGAUGAUUCACUGGUUGAAUUUGAUCUCACACCUGUUUAUCGUGCUUAUCACAUACACACUUUCCUUGGCAUCGAAGACCGGUUUCGUGAUUAUUAUUACAAGAACAGGAUGAUGCAGCUGAAUUUGGACUUGCAGAUUAGCACAGUUCAGCCAUUUCUUGAAUCUCAUCAGCCAUUCUUCGCUCAGAUUGCCGGUUAUUUCAUCGUUGAGGAUCGAGUUUAUCGUACUGCUGGUGGCUUGUUAUCUGAUACACAGGUUGAGGCAAUUUGGGAGAGUGCUGCUGCAAAAAUGACAGCAAUCUUAGAACAUCAAUUCUCUCGAAUGGAUACCGCAAGCCAUUUGUUACUGAUCAAGGACUUUGUCACAUUAUUAGGUUCGACACUCAAGCGAUAUGGAUACCGAGUUACUCCAUUGAUGGAAGUUCUUGAUAGCACUAGAGAUAAAUACCAUGAACUUCUACUCGCUGAAUGCCGAAAACAAGUAGCUGAUAGUCUUGCCAAUGAUACAUAUGAGCAAAUGGUAAUGAGGAAAGAGUAUGAAUACAACAUGAAUGUAGUGGCAUUUGAACUACAAUCCUCCGAUAUAAUGCCUCGAUUUCCUUAUGUCGCUCCGUUCUCUUCAUCGGUCCCUGAUGUUUGUCGUGUCAUUCGAUCUUUUAUCGAGGAUUCAGUUAGUUAUUUGUCAUAUGGAGGUCAGAUGAACUUGUAUGAAGUGGUCAAGAAGUACUUAGACAAACUUCUGAUUCAGGUAUUGAAUGAGGCAUUGAUAGAUAUAAUUCAUGGAGGCACUUUAGGGGCAUCACAGGCAAUGCAGGUUGCGGCGAACAUUACUGCUUUCGAACAUGCUUCGGAUGUUUUCCUCUGCCAGGUUGCUCGGUUGUGCGGCGUUCCUGUUCGAAUGGUCGAAAGGCCAAAUGCCGGACUCACCGCCAAGUCUAUACUAAGAGCCUCGCAAAAUGGUGCAUACAACUCAUUGCUGAUGCUAGUAAACUCAAAAUUGGAUGAGUUCAUGCAACUGACAACAAAUGUCAAUUGGAUUACCGACGAGCCACCGCAGAACGGUAACGAGUACAUGAACCAAGUUAUUAUGUAUUUAGACACGACGUUAACGAUGGCGGAGCAGAUACUGCCUUUGGAGACUCUGUACACAGUUGCAACUUGUGCCAUGGAACACAUUUCUGACUCAAUUGUGAAUGCAUUUCUCAGUGACACAGUGAAGAAGUUCACUGUGAGUGCUGUUAAUGGUAUUAACAUUGAUCUGAAGUUAUUAGAGAUAUUUGCAGAUGAGAAGUUUAACACAACCAGUUUGAGUGAAUUCAAGAAAGAUAGGAGUUUAAGAGAUUGUUUAAUUGAAGCAAGGCAGUUAAUUAAUCUUUUGGCAAGUGAUAAUCCAGAGAGAUACUUGAAUGCAGUGAUUAGAGAAAAAGAUUAUGGUGCAUUGGAUUACAAGAAAGUGGCUACAAUUUGUGACAAGUUCAAGGAAGGAGCAGAAGGUUUGUUUAGCUUGACUAACAGAAAUAAUAAACAAACUGCUCGGAAAAAAUCUCUUGAUUUGCUGAAGAAAAGACUGAAGGAAUACAAUUAA
This is a messenger RNA of Dioscorea cayenensis subsp. rotundata (Guinea yam), 2367 nucleotides long. Its product is annotated as exocyst complex component SEC15A-like. Gene Ontology annotation, biological process: intracellular protein transport; Golgi to plasma membrane transport; exocytosis. The record is from RefSeq and is a predicted model, not a curated record. Lineage: Eukaryota; Viridiplantae; Streptophyta; Magnoliopsida; Dioscoreales; Dioscoreaceae. The coding region runs from base 1 to 2367 and encodes 788 amino acids. The transcript has a single exon. Gene Ontology annotation, cellular component: exocyst; membrane.